UAUAGUAUUCACAGAAUACAGUAAAGUAUCCAGGUUGUACUGCAGAUCUGCAUUGCGAAUAUGUACUUACAUAUAACGAUAAAGUUGUGGAAAAUAAGGUCAUCGUGUACACAAUAGUAACCUGAAAAUAAUUAUAAAUAUUUUCUGAAAUUGGCAUAUUGGUGGUGUGUCAAUCAUUUUUUGUAUUCUGUUGGGCAAUACCAUUUUUUGCCCAAUUUCGAUCAGUUUCAAUAAAACUUUCUGUGAACGUGUAAAGUGCCCCUUGUUGGGCACAAGGAAAAAUCGUGAAAAUUGCGUAUAUUUCACGAGAAGAUAUGCCAGACAGCGGUGCCGUUUAUCAACCCACAACGGUGGGUUACACGUAUGACAGCGGUGGUGAUGGUGCUGGAGGAGGAGGCGGGAUAAGAAGUAGUUUCUGGAGGAUUAUAUCCCGGCACAAACUCAGUUCCAGAAAAUGGUUGGAAUGGGUAUUGCUUUCAGUUGCUUUAUCAUUUACCGCUGCUGGUUUAACUACUAUGCUGAUCUGUUUAGUAUCAGAUGACACACCACAGGAAAAUAAAAUAGAGAUAAAAGUGGAUGACCAUCCAACAACAUCUAAAACAAACAUAGAAGAACAUAUUGAAGAUACUUCAGAAAGUUCUAUAGCAUUAGGUGCUGGUAUAAUGCUGGUAGGGAUGUUGCUUGGCUUUGGCUGGGGUUGGCUUCAUUAUAUCCAUCGUGGGAAGUCUCCAAGAAGCGGAAUGGUUGGAAGCAGUGGUCAGAUGUUGGGCGGUUUGAAUCCAUCGACUGACUUGCUGGUGGGUUCCACUUCGCAGUACGGGCCAGUACUUACGGAGUUGCCGAGCCAACUAAAGCUGAAACAGUCAAAUUCACACGACACUCCAGCAAUACCACUUUCUGACCAGGAAGAAGAGACACGCACUCUAAUGCAGGACUCUACAAUUCCUCCAACUGUUUCUAUUGGCCCUAAUACUAUCACUAAUCAGAUUCCAGGUUGAGUACAAAGGUUAACUGCAUCAAUGUGUAGUAAGAACACAUGAUGUGGACACUGUUUGCGCAUUUUUAAUUUUAUGUGAAUCGAUCUGAAUCACAGUCUUUACCAUUUUGCCAUUUACUUGACUUUCCCAUGAACAAAACAUUUAUUUCUUUUCAACUGUCUUUGGUAGUUAUUUUAUUGUUAGCUCUACAAAUUCAUAUGACCUUCUUCGUUUGCUUGUUCGAUUAAAGAAGUGUAAAAAGUUGCGUUUCUAUAGAGUGUCAGCACAAGUACUAAUGUAAGGUUUCUAUCUUCAUACUUCUGUUACUUAAAAUUUUAUCUUUUUCUGUUUACCUGUGCAUUCCUCCACUCCGUCCAUUAUCAUUGGUGAUAUGUUAGGUAAGCAUUGGAUCCAGAUGCUAAAAACGUUCAAACAAAAUGAUUUCAGAUAUAUUUUCUAGACAAUUAUUUUCAUUAUUGUUUAAAUACAUAGCAUGUUUAGUAAUAAUCGCAAUACCAAUACGUUUGGUAUGGUAGUAAGUUAUAGUAGUACGGUAUCGGUCUUUGAGAAAGACCGUUGAAGAAUGCAUGUAUAAAUAAAUAAUAUUUUAUUCUGUCCAAAUUGAAUGUAAUGGCAGCAUUAAGUGUGACUGACAAUAUAUAUAACAAAAUAUUUGCUCAUCUGUAUGUAUAUGAUGAAAAAUGAGCGAUAUUUACAAAGUAAACGGAUAUGUAUAUAUUAGAGUAACUUACAUAAAUUAUGGCAUAAAGCAAUCCUAUCUUUUCAAAUUAAGUCAAAAAGAAUGCAAUACAGGGCAGUGAUGGGAAAGCACUGCACAAUUUUUGUUAUAUUACUUUACUGGUUUUAUACUUGUGUUAUUUGUAAUUAAUAAAAUUAAUUACAUACAGUGUAAUUAGCAUGUAUGUAUAUUAUAAUAACAAGUACGUUUUUUAUAAUACAGCUAUUUUAUCCUUUAAUGGAAUUUUGGAGUUAGUUUUACUGAUUUUUCAUAUAAAUCUUGAGACUGGGUCGCAUUGUGUACAUACAUAAGAUAAUCUACACAUAAGGUGUUCUGAUUAUCAGCAACAAAUUUGGAAAGAUUAUCGAAGUAUUUCUAAGUAAACAUUUUUUAUUUAUAUGUGAUAUAAUUUUAUUUCGUAUUAAAAUACAUUUACGACGAAAGACCAAUUUUUCUCAUAUGGUAUAAAAUAUAAUUAUUCAUAAGUAUCGAUAUAAUUUAUCUUUAAUAAUUUAUAAGUUUAUUGUAUCCGAUUUAACGAAACUUCUACAAUUUGGAAUCGGAGUGUUUUAAUUGUUCAUAAGAACUUCUGAAUGAGUACAUUUUGGAGAUAAUUAAAUAAUCGCCAGGGAACUUUGUCUGGAUUCAAUGCUGUCAUAGAAUGAAUAUGUAUAUGUUAUUACUUUUUCAACAAUUUAUGUAAAAUCCAAGCUGUAGUAGUUACAUGAUUUAUGCAAUUAUUUGUGUAAGCAUUCUCCUUAUAUAAGAAAAAUAAAUAAUUGAAAGAACA
This is a messenger RNA of Megalopta genalis, 2506 nucleotides long. RefSeq lists its product as uncharacterized. NCBI's taxonomy places the organism in Eukaryota, Metazoa, Arthropoda, Insecta, Hymenoptera, Halictidae. The record is from RefSeq and is a predicted model, not a curated record.